Molecule: messenger RNA, 777 nt
Organism: Clonostachys rhizophaga
Lineage: Eukaryota; Fungi; Ascomycota; Sordariomycetes; Hypocreales; Bionectriaceae
Source: the annotation of a GenBank genome assembly
AUGUCGACAAUUACAGAGGUGGAUAGCAUCCCCCAGUGGGAGCAGCUUCUUGCGUCGUUGCCUCCAUCUACGCUUCUAGUGGUUUCUUUCCACGCUCCAUGGGCGGCUCCAUGUGCCCAAAUGGCUACAGUCCUGGCGACGCUGGCGUCUGAAUACCCAGUCACCGAGCCUCCCGCCACAAAGUGGGUUUCCGUCAAUGCAGAGGACCUCAGCGACAUCAGCGAAGCCUACGAAGUCACCGCCGUUCCAUUCCUAGUCUUGAUCCGGAACGGCCAAGUCCUCGAGACUGUCAGUGGCAGCAGCGCUGUCAAAGUUCGAACCGCAAUCGAGACGCACGCCAGCAGUGCAAGUGCAGCACAGGCCGAUACCGCUGGCGGAGUCGCUCAAACUGUCGCCAAAGCUGAAGAACCUGCGGCACCACUUGAUCCCGAGAAACAAAAAGAAGAACUCUUCAAGCGCUUGGCUGAUCUGGUCAAGGCUGCACCUGUUAUGCUCUUCAUGAAGGGUACCCCAAGUGGCCCGCAGUGCGGCUUCUCUCGUCAAAUGGUCGCAAUUCUGCGGGAGAACUCUGUCAAGUAUGGAUUCUUCAACAUUCUCGCCGACGACGAGGUCAGGCAAGGGCUGAAGGAGUACGCUGAGUGGCCGACUUAUCCUCAGCUUUGGAUCAGUGGGGAGUUGGUCGGUGGGUUGGACAUUGUCAAAGAGGAGCUCAGUAACGAUGCAGACUUUUUCAAGCCUUAUAGUGUGAGCGGGGGUGAGGCAGCGGCCCCAGCUUGA